CCUCCUCCCCCCAACCCAAAAAAAAAAAAAAAGAAAAAUAAAGGAAAAAAAAAAAGAAGAGGGGGAAAAAACUCCACCGACCAAACCCUAACCCUAAUCCUCCCCCGACGACGAUGACGAGCUCCCUCGACAUGUCCCUCGACGAUCUCAUCCAGAAGAACAAGAAGACCUACGGCGGCGCCGCCUCCUCCCGUGGCCGCGGCGGAGGUGCCGGAGGUGGCGUCGCCGGCGCCGGCGCCUGCGCCGGCCCCGCUCGCCGCUUCCCCAACCGCUCCGGGAACCGCCCCGCCCCUUACUCCGUGGGAAAGGCGCCCGACUCGGCGUGGCAACACGACAUGUACUCAGGACAGAUGGCGGCGGUUGCAGCGGCUGCGGCGGCUGCGGCGGCGUAUCCGGCUCCCGGGGUUGCGGCUUCGGCGAUCGAGACCGGCACCAAGCUCUACAUCUCGAAUCUCGAUUACGGUGUCUCCAACGAGGACAUCAAGGAACUCUUUUCAGAAGUUGGUGAUCUCAAACGAUACUCUAUUAAUUAUGAUAGGAGUGGAAGAUCAAAGGGUACGGCAGAAGUUGUCUUUUCAAGACGGGCAGAUGCUAUUGCUGCUGUUAAGAGAUACAACAAUGUGCUUCUUGAUGGGAAGCCAAUGAAAAUAGAGAUCAUUGGAACAAAUAUUGAGACACCUGCAAUCUUGCCAUUCCCUUUUGGUGGGACUUUCGGAAAUCCUAAUGGUGCUCCCAAAAGUGGGCCGGGAAGGGGUGGACCUUCAGGAUGGGUGCGAGGUGGAGGUGGAGGUGGCAGUGGCAGCCGUGGACGAGGGAGAGGCCGCGGCAAUCCAAUAUCCUCUGCAGAUCUCGAUGCUGAGCUGGAUAAGUACCAUGCUGAAGCAAUGCAACUCAACUGAGCCAAUUCGCAUGGCUUAUUUAGUGUGUUACAAUUGUUUGGCUAGUGCUUGCUUAUUAAUCUGUAGUAGCGGUGUUUUUGUCUAACAAUCAUAUGACGAACAGAGACUAGGACAUAUUAGUGCUUCGAAGCAGUAUUAUUACUGGUUUUCGGGAUUGCAGCUUCCGUUUUAACGUUAUUUACUACUGGUUUCGACAUGUUGUAUGGAUUUAUUGCACAAACUAGUUAUUGCGCUUAGAAAUUGUUACAAACAGCCUUUUGUUUUUUUUUUC
This is a messenger RNA of Ananas comosus (pineapple), 1170 nucleotides long. RefSeq names its product THO complex subunit 4A-like. Gene Ontology annotation, molecular function: mRNA binding. The record is from RefSeq and is a predicted model, not a curated record. Gene Ontology annotation, biological process: mRNA export from nucleus. The transcript is spliced from 5 exons. Gene Ontology annotation, cellular component: nucleus. NCBI's taxonomy places the organism in Eukaryota, Viridiplantae, Streptophyta, Magnoliopsida, Poales, Bromeliaceae. The coding region runs from base 114 to 899 and encodes 261 amino acids.